Messenger RNA from Apodemus sylvaticus (European woodmouse), 1431 nucleotides. It is a transcript of the gene Dmrt3, whose product is annotated as doublesex and mab-3 related transcription factor 3. NCBI's taxonomy places the organism in Eukaryota, Metazoa, Chordata, Mammalia, Rodentia, Muridae. Gene Ontology annotation, cellular component: nucleus. The transcript is spliced from 2 exons. Bases 1 to 1431 code for a protein of 476 amino acids. Gene Ontology annotation, biological process: regulation of transcription by RNA polymerase II; male sex differentiation. Gene Ontology annotation, molecular function: protein binding; RNA polymerase II cis-regulatory region sequence-specific DNA binding; DNA-binding transcription factor activity, RNA polymerase II-specific. The record is from RefSeq and is a predicted model, not a curated record.
AUGAACGGCUACGGCUCCCCCUACCUGUACAUGGGCGGCCCGGUGUCGCAGCCGCCGCGGGCGCCCUUGCAACGCACGCCAAAGUGCGCGCGCUGCCGAAACCACGGGGUGCUCUCCUGGCUCAAGGGCCACAAGCGCUACUGUCGCUUCAAGGACUGCACCUGCGAGAAGUGCAUCCUGAUCAUCGAGCGGCAGCGGGUGAUGGCGGCGCAGGUGGCGCUGCGCCGGCAGCAGGCCAACGAGAGCCUGGAGAGCCUCAUCCCGGACUCGCUGCGGGCUCUGCCAGGGCCCCCGCCGCCGGGGGACGCCGCGGCCACCGCCGCCACCGCCUCGCAGUCCUCUCCAGCCUCCCAGGCGUCCCAGCCGCCGGCGCCGCCUCGUCCCGCCGCGGAGUUGGCCGCGGCCGCCGCGCUGCGCUGGGUCGCUGAGCCCCAGCCCGGGACGCUGCCGGCGCAGCUAGCGAAGCCAGAUUUGACUGAAGAGCGACUUGGCGACAGCAGUUCAGCGGACAAUGCUGCGGAGGCCUUCAGCGACAAAGACACCGACCAGAGGAGCUCCCCAGAUGUUGUCAAAAGCAAGAACUGCUUCACACCCGAGAGCCCCGAGAUCGUGUCCGUGGAUGAAGGUGGGUACGCCGUGCAGAAAAACGGGGGCAACCCCGAGAGCUGCCCCGAGAGCCCCAAGUACCACGCUGAGCAGAGCCACCUCCUGAUCGAGGGCCCGUCGGGGACCGUCUCUCUGCCCUUCAGCUUGAAAGCCAACCGGCCACCCCUGGAAGUGUUGAAGAAAAUCUUUCCCAACCAGAAGCCCACUGUACUGGAGCUCAUCCUGAAAGGCUGCGGGGGCGACCUGGUCAGUGCUGUGGAGGUCCUGCUGUCCAGUCGCUCCUCUGCGGCUGGGGCGGAGCGGACGGCCGAAGAGAGCCUGGUGCUGCCCUCCAGCGGCCAUAUCUUCGAACACACGCUGGGCUCCUACCCUAUCUCUUCCUCCAAGUGGUCGGUGGGCUCUGCCUUCCGAGUCCCUGACACCUUACGCUUUUCCGCGGACUCCAGCAACGUGGUCCCCAACCCCUUGGCCGUGCCCCUGCAACAUCCUUUCCCCCAGCCACCCCGGUACCCGCUGAUGCUGAGGAAUACUUUGGCCAGAAACCAGUCGAGCCCCUUUUUGCCCAAUGACGUCACCCUGUGGAACACCAUGACCCUGCAGCAGCAGUACCAGCUGAGGUCCCAGUAUGUCAGUCCAUUUCCCAGUAACUCCACUAGCGUCUUCCGGAGCUCGCCCGUGCUCACCUCCCGCACCACAGAGGACCCUCGGAUCUCCAUCCCCGACGAUGGGUGUCCAAUCGUGACAAAGCAGUCCAUCUACACAGAGGAUGACUAUGAUGAGAGGUCUGACUCCUCGGAUUCUAGAAUACUCAACACGUCGUCGUAA